AAUACAUUAUAACCAUCACUGCAGAAGAUGAAUGUUAUCAACAAAAUGUGGUUUUCUCUGACUGUGCUCCUCCUGGCUGCAUCGGCCUGUCUGGCAGACGAGGCUCACGCAGAAGAAAAGAUUAAAAGCUCUGUGUCAGCCUCCAGGUUGGCAUCACUCCGUUCCAGACGAAUGGUCGGGGGGACCCUGGCUCCUCAUGUCCCCUGGCAGGCCAUGGUCUACAUCACUGACAGUAUUCUGGGCGGAGGCUAUGCAGGUGGUGCUCUCAUUUCUGACCGCUGGAUUUUGACGGCUGGCAGGAACCUGUUUGUCAGAAAGAGUCGACUGGACAUUCAGGGAAAAGAGCCUGUCAUUCCUAAAGUGUACCUGGGAAUCAUUGGACGGCCAGAAGCUAAUGCCUCCACAGAGGUUGCUGUAGAGAAGGUUGUGCUUCACCCAGAUUUCCAGAAACAAUCUGACUGGGACAACGACCUGGCACUGAUCCAGCUGAAGAAGCCUGUGGUAAUGAGUGAUAAAGUGACCCCCAUCCCUCUGCCAGAGAGAGGCCAGAACCUGGGAGACACUGUUGCUGGGUCAGGGGUCAUCGCUGGCUGGGGCUGGGGAAUUCACUUCACCCCUGCAACAUCACUCAAACACCUCAUACUCCCACUGGUCAAUCACACUGACUGUAAGGCAGAAUAUGAACUUAACCCACUCACACCAGAUGUAGGCGACAACAUGCUCUGCACUGGACCCACCAAUUAUCAGGAAAAUGUUUGUUUUGGAGAUGCAGGAGGCGCUCUGGCUGUCACAGAUGCUGAAAAUGGGGACAUCUAUGCUGCAGGGAUCCUUUCCUUUGACAAGUCCUGCAGAACAUACAAGUACGGAGUCUAUAUGAAGAUUUCCUCGUAUUUGCCCUGGAUCCACAGUGUCAUCAGAGAAGAUACAGAGAAAUCGUUUGCUUAGCGCUCUGAUGCCAUGUCUAAAAUGUACUGGCAGCCGUAGAUCUUCAGGCUCUGUUAUGUGGAUUUUGCAGAGAAAUCAUUGUAAUGUAUUGAGUCAGCGGAAUUGAUUAAAUGCUUGUAAUGUGACCACUGCUGUGUUCUCUUAUUAAAAUGUUGGAUCGGAAAUUUAAAAAA
Messenger RNA from Cottoperca gobio, 1118 nucleotides. It is a transcript of the gene hp, whose product is annotated as haptoglobin. NCBI's taxonomy places the organism in Eukaryota, Metazoa, Chordata, Actinopteri, Perciformes, Bovichtidae. Gene Ontology annotation, biological process: proteolysis. The record is from RefSeq and is a predicted model, not a curated record. Gene Ontology annotation, molecular function: serine-type endopeptidase activity. Bases 28 to 945 code for a protein of 305 amino acids. The transcript has 4 exons.